UCCCCAGUUAGUACGCUGCUUUCAGUUCGCUGUGACCCGCUGUGUUCCCUGUGUGACAGAGGUGGGGGACAGUAGCAAUGGCUUUGUGACGUGAUGCUGAGCGGAUUGUGGGUAAUCGUAUUGUAGCAAGCAGAGAGACGUCGGGCGCCAUUUUGCCAGUAGCGACGGGGAGUACAACAUAAAGGGAAACAAAAACAAUUUUAAUUAUAAUCUUUUUUCGAAAAAUAAGCAAAUUAGUCUGUAGGCAAAGCGAAGCGAUUUCGCUGAAAAAUAAAGCGCCAAGCACAGAACGGGGGAGAGGAUGGCGGUCGACAGAAGGGACGAGAAAGAUGGUGAACUUAAUGUGUUGGAUGACAUCCUGACUGAGGCACCCGAUCAAGAUGAUGAGCUGUACAACCCUGAGAGUGAACAUGACAUUAAUGAGAAAAAAGGAUCAAAAAGGAAAAAUGAUCGAGGUGAUCAUAAUGACAACAAAAGGCCAAGAUCUUCAGGCCAUUAUACAAGGCAAGCUGUCAAGAGAGCCGUGGGUUCCACAGUAAGCAGCAGCAAGAAACCCGUGAAUGCUAGAGGCAGACAUUCUUCAGAUUACAAGAGUGAGGAAUAUCACUAUGAUAGAAAUAAGGACUCUGGUGACAGAAAUAACCACUCUGUAAGAGGGAGCAGCUCUAGGGUUGCUCAAAAAUCUCACCAUCUGAAACCUGUGAGCAGAAGAAAGGAUUCAGACAGGAGGAUUAAACCGUUAAUGGCAGAGGUACCAGAGAAACUGUGUCGCACCAGUGUGGAGAGCGGGAGGGCAAGCCGCUCUUCCAAAGAGGGUGCAAACUCAGACGAGUACGGGUCUGACCAGGAGACGGGAAGCUCGGCAUCCUCUGAGGGAAACCACUCUGAGGAUGAGGGGAUGGAUGAGGAGGGGGUUGAGUGUGAUAAAGUUGAUGGGGAAGAAGAAGAAGAAGAGGAGGAGGAGGAGGAGGAUGAUGAAGAGGAAGAUGAAGAUGAGGAGGAUGGAGAGGAGGAAGAGGAUGAGGAGUAUGAGCAAGAGGAGGCAGAUCAGCGGGAGAGGAAUGAAGAGAAUGACUAUGACACUCGCAGUGAGGCCAGCGACUCUGAAUCAGAGUCGGUGUCUUUCUCUGAGGGGGAGUCUGUUAGAUCUGGAUCAGGAUCUGAUGCUUCAGAUAAGGAGAAAAAAGAGAAGAAGCGGGCUAGAGGGAUUUCUCCAAUCGUUUUUGAUAGAAGUGGAAGCUCAGCUUCAGAAUCUUAUGCAGGGUCAGAGAAGAAGCAUGACAAACUUUCAUCCUCUGUGCGAGCUGUUCGCAAAGAUCCAACAAGUAAGCUGAAAUAUAUACUUCGAGAUGCAAGGUUUUUCCUUAUUAAGAGUAAUAACCACGAAAAUGUCUCCCUGGCCAAGGCUAAGGGGGUGUGGUCCACACUGCCAGUAAACGAGAAGAAGCUAAAUGCUGCAUUUAGAUCAGCCAGAAGUGUUAUCUUGGUAUUCUCUGUGAGAGAAAGUGGAAAGUUUCAAGGUUUUGCAAGGCUUUCAUCGGAAUCCCUCCACGGAGGGUCACCAAUACAUUGGGUUUUACCAGCGGGAAUGAAUGCAAAAAUGCUUGGGGGUGUGUUCAAAAUUGACUGGAUUUGCAGACGUGAGCUGCCCUUCACAAAAACUGCACACCUCUCCAAUCCAUGGAAUGAACAUAAGCCAGUGAAAAUUGGACGUGAUGGACAGGAAAUUGAAUUGGAAUGUGGAACUCAGCUUUGCCUCCUGUUUCCUCCUGAUGAAAGUAUUGACUUGUAUCAGGUGAUUCAUAAAAUGCGCCACAAGAGGAGGAUAAAUUCUCAGCCACGCUCGAGAGGACGCCCUGCCCGCCGAGAACCAGGUCGCGAUGUGGGAAGGCGUCGACCAGAGGAAUUUGACAUGCAAAGCAGAAAAAGACCAAGGAUUGACUAUCCACCUGAAUUUCCUCAGAGACCAGGUUUCAUGAAAGACCCUCGAAAUCAACAUAUAGACAGACGUUUUACAGGAGUGCGACGGGAUGUGUUUCUAAAUGGGGCGCUCCCUAGCUGGCCUCGUCAAACCUCCCAAGAGCAGCACAAGUCUUACAAUGAUUAUAUGAGGGAAUUUCAUCACAGCAUCGGGCCACCCCCUCCCUGGCAGGCAAUGCCUCCCUAUCCUGGAAUGGAGCAGCCACCACAUCAUCCUUAUUACCAGCAUCAUCCUCCACCACCUCAAGCUCACCCACCAUACUCCGGACAUCACCCAGUGCCACAUGACACCAGAUACAGAGACAAACGUGUGCACGAUUAUGACAUGAGAGUAGACGACUUCUUGCGGCGCACACAGGCAGUGGUGAGCGGGCGCAGGAGCCGUCCCCGGGAAAGGGACAGGGAACGUGAGCGUGACAGACCCAGGGACGCACGCAGAGACAGAGAACGCGAUAGGGGUCGGGAGAGAGACCGAGAGAGGGAGCGGAUCAGGGACAGGGAAAAGGAAAGGGGAAGAUACCGAAGAUAAUAACCCAGCACUGUUGAAUACAAAAUCCUUUGUUUUUACAGUUGUGAAACUUUUUGUUGAAGUUGUCCCCCUUUUUUUUUUUUUUUUUUUUUAAGAAACAAAAAAACAUUAAUUACUUUUUUAUAUAUUAGAACCAAUGGCCCAUGUAUGUUUUGUGCAUGCAGUAUAACGAACUGGAGAAAAAAUCUACCAAAAAUGCAUAUCUUAAACCAUUUUCUUGUUUUUUGUUUUUAUUUUUGAUUUAAGCAGGUGCACGAAUAUAUGUAUAUAUCCUUUUUUUAUAUGGACACAACUACCUGUUUGCCUUUACUGUUGCCCAGUUAUGUGUUAAUCCUGAAAACCAAGGAUGGUAACCCUGCUCUCGCCACCUUUUCUUGUUUGUUAUUGCACAUGGUUAAAUGAAGACGUUGCUGCUAAUAAGGAGUAUUCAGCUGUACUUGUACAUUGUAAAGAUGACUGUGUGGCAGUGUUGUAGCAAGUACU
Molecule: messenger RNA, 2992 nt
Organism: Polyodon spathula (Mississippi paddlefish)
Lineage: Eukaryota; Metazoa; Chordata; Actinopteri; Acipenseriformes; Polyodontidae
Product: YTH domain-containing protein 1-like
Exons: 18
Coding region: 302-2509 (735 amino acids)
Biological process (GO): regulation of alternative mRNA splicing, via spliceosome; mRNA splicing, via spliceosome
Cellular component (GO): nucleoplasm
Molecular function (GO): mRNA binding; N6-methyladenosine-containing RNA reader activity
Source: RefSeq, a predicted model, not a curated record